ACACGUGAAGAAUUUCAAAGCAUGUACGAGCUGAGGUUCCUCAAAUUGGACAAUGCUAGUAUCAAGGGAGAUUUCACGAAUCUACUUUCCAGUUUAAGGUGGCUUGACUGGCGAGGGUGCCCCGCGACCUUUGAAGCCAAGAACUUGCAUCUGGACAAGUUGGUGAUUCUUGAUUUAUCAUGGAGUAAGGUCACUCAUAAAUGGAAGGGUUGGAGUCAAAUCAAGAUGCCACGAUUGAAAGUUUUGAACCUCACAGGGUGUAAUGAAAUGCAGAUAACUCCCAACUUCUCCGGUUACCUGCAGUUGGAGAUGUUAAUUCUCGAAAGUUGUUUUCAAUUGGUCAGGAUAGACUCUUCAAUAAGUUUACUAAGAAGCUUGGUUUCCUUGAAUUUGAAAUCCUGCUGCAGUCUUAGUGUGUUGCCACGGGAAAUGGGUAACAUGGAAAAGCUGAAAGAGUUUCUCAUAGAUGGGACUUCUAUACAAGAAAUCCCUGAAUCCAUACAUCGUAUGAAGAAACUCGAAACUCUUAGUGCCUCCAAUUGCCACUCACUAACUAAGCUGCCCGAAUCCAUUUGCUAUACAGAAGCUCUUUCGAUGCUCUUGCUGGACAACGUGAAGAUCCUCGAACUCCCCUAUUCAAUCGGAAGUUUGGUGAAACUUAAACGGUUGUCGUUGAGGGAUUGCCGGGAGAUACAGAGACUUCCAGAAUCUAUCGGCGAAUUAGGAUGCUCAUUGGUGGAGUUGGAUAUAUCGGGGACGCUUAUUUCGGAACUGCCCGCCUCCAUGAGAAACCUGCAGCUACUGAGAGUUCUGAAGAUGAAGCGUUGUCAUGUGAGAGAACUUCCUAGUGCCAUUAGCAAGCUAAGGAAGCUUGAAGAGAUCCAUGCCUCCCACUGUAGGAGUUUAAAGGGGAGCAUUCCUGGUGACAUUGGAAAACUACAAUUCCUGAAAAUAUUGAUCCUAGGAUAUAGUUGUGUUUCUAGCCUACCACCGUCAAUCCAGUCGCUAAGCCAUCUCCAGACCCUUGAUUUACUUGCUUGCGACAACCUUGAAACAUUGCCAAUGCUUCCCUCGAGUUUGAUUUGUCUGCGCAUAAGUUCAAAGAAGAUGAGCAAAAUACCCGAUAUUCAGAAUUUAGUUGAAUUGGAAGACUUGAUCUUCGGGUAUGAGAAUCCCAAGGAGCUGAUAGUUCCUCCUUUGGAGUUUGAACCCGCAUCCAUUUUGACCGAGCCGCAGUGUCUUUGGCCCGUAAGGUUUCCGAAGCUCAAGAGCUUUGAGUUGUCUCAUUCCCAAAUCACCUAUUUGGAAUUUGAGUACGGCUCUACAUGCAAUUCUCAGCUCAAGAAAGUUGUCCUGAUGGGCGGGAAUCUUCAAGUAGUAUCGAGGCUUCCCUCAUCGUUGUCCAUCUUGUUGAUCCAAGCUUGUUUGUCGCUGCAGAGUUUGCCGACAGUUCGGAAAUUGGAUAAUUUGUUGGAGCUAGAGCUCAUGAACUCGGCUGUCAAAGAGAUUAAAGGGCUUAGAUGGCUAACAAGUCUAGAGCUCCUGGUCGUGUCGUGCUGCCGCCAGAUGGUACAUCUCAAUGGCCUCUCCAAUUUGAUAUCAUUGAAGAGAUUGUCUCUCAAGAACUGCAAAACCCUCGCCAAUUUGCCCAGUGUAUCCAACCUCACCAUGUUAAAAGUCCUGGAAAUCCAUCGAUGCCGGAAGAUCCACGACAUCGAAGGCCUCGAGAAUUUGACAUCCUUGGAGGAGCUGCGCGUGAGUGAAUGUAAGGCUGAAAGAUCAUCAAGAGUAACAGAUGCACAGGAGAGAAUCAGAAGACGUUGGAGUGCAUCCCCUUAAGUGUGAACAUCAUGUCAUAUAAUGUGUUUGG
Molecule: messenger RNA, 1870 nt
Organism: Syzygium oleosum
Lineage: Eukaryota; Viridiplantae; Streptophyta; Magnoliopsida; Myrtales; Myrtaceae
Product: disease resistance protein RPV1-like
Exons: 2
Coding region: 22-1839 (605 amino acids)
Source: RefSeq, a predicted model, not a curated record